AUGGUUUCGAACUUCACAGUAACGGACACACUUCCUCAUCUCCCCUUGCUUUCCGCACAGCACGGCAGCACAGCCAUGGCACUCACUCGCCGCCUUAGCUCGCCGUCCCCCCUGCGCGCGUGUCUCGGCGCUGUCUACCGCGCGUUUUCCACCUCCAUCCCAUCCGCCUCCCCGUUCGCCGCCCCGCACUGUCUCCCGCAUGCGCCAAGUUGCGCCGCGUCGUCGCGAUCCGAUCAGCCAACCCUUCCUUGCACGCCGUACGAUCUCGAUCAGCAAGGGAGCGCAGCGGAGCCGUUGAUUCACCCUGCCGUCUCCGCCGCAUCCGGCCCGUCCGUUUUAGCCCCGUCGCAUUCACGAUUGACGCCAGACGAUGCGAAUCGAUUUGAGGUUAUGGCGGUCCCUAAGAGGAAGGUGACGCCAUCGCGGAGGGGCAUCAGGAAUGGACCCAAGGCGCUCAAGGCCGUGCCGGUGGUGGUCAGAUGCCUGAGUUGUGGGUGUGUGAAGCUGCAGCACCAGUACUGCUGCAAGGACGGGGACAGGCACCGCCAGCCAGCUUCCGAGUAG
Messenger RNA from Closterium sp. Yama58-4, 564 nucleotides. Lineage: Eukaryota; Viridiplantae; Streptophyta; Zygnematophyceae; Desmidiales; Closteriaceae. The record is from the annotation of a GenBank genome assembly.